UUCAAUAUGAUACCCAGUUUUUAUUAUACAGAAGAAGUGAGGGAAAUGAGAAUAAUUCAUAAUAAUAGAAUAUGUAUAUCCCGUUGUAAAAGCCCAGACUGGAUUACACCAGAUGAUGCUUCUACCUAAGUUCCAUGAGGUGAUCUGAGGAGCAACCAUGUCUGCCCUGUACCCAUCUCUGGAGGACCUGAAGGUGGACCAAGUUAUUCAGGCCCAGGCCAGAGCCUCACCCAGGAUGCCCUCCCUGCCCAUCCAGGGAGCAGCCAUACCCCAGCCUUCAGUUUUGUACCCAAACCUGGCAGAAUUGGAAAGUUAUAUGGGACUUUCCCUCUCCAGCCAAGAAGUCCAGCAGAGCCUGCCUCAGAUUCCAGAGGGUGACAGUACGGCGGUCUCGGGCCCCUGCGCCGGACAGGUGGUGGCACCGGUGUCCGGGAACAGCCUGGGCGUGCGGCGUGCGGAGAUCAAGCCCGGGUUGCGCGAGAUCCACCUGUGCAAGGACGAGCGCGGCAAGACCGGGCUGCGGCUGCGGGCCAUCGACAAGGGGCUCUUUGUGCAGUUGGUCCAGGCCAACACCCCUGCGUCCCUCGUGGGGCUGCGCUUUGGGGACCAGAUCCUGCAAAUUGACGGGCGCGAUUGUGCCGGGUGGAGUACAGACAAAGCCCAUCGGGCGGUGAAGAAGGCAUCGGCCGAGAAAAUAGUCAUGGUUGUUCGGGACAGGCCAUUCCAGCGGACUGUCACCAUGCACAAGGACAGCGCUGGCCAUGUUGGCUUCAUCAUCAAGAAGGGGAAGGUCACCGCUGUGGUCAAAGGGAGUUCUGCGGCCCGCAACGGGCUCCUCACCAACCACUACGUGUGCGAGGUGAACGGUCAGAACGUCAUUGGGCUGAAGGAUAAAGAGAUCACGGAGAUUCUGGCCACGGCUGGAAACGUUGUCACCCUGACCAUCAUCCCCACUGUGAUCUAUGAGCACAUGGUCAAAAAGUUGUCCCCGACCCUGCUUCACCACACCAUGGACCACUCCAUCCCAGACGCCUGAAGCCACAGGAGGGCAGCUCGGGUCCUCCCGCCCUCCUGAAGGAAAUGACAGCCGCCCUUGCCCUCGGAUGACAGGCUGCGGCUGCCUGGGGUUGGGGCUGUCUUGAAGGGCGUGUUCCAGGUGGGUGGACUUCGGAUCGUGUGGCUGUGCCAUUGAUACACAAAAGUCUCCUUGGAGCCUCAGACUCUUAGCCGGGCGGAGGCACUGGUUUAAAUACUGGGCACGUAGGCAGUCUGGCCACACACUUCUUAAAGUUGCAGCUGGUCUCUUUCAAGAUCUUCCCUCUCUCAGGAAAAGUUACAUGUUUUGAGAGGAUAAAACUACAUUCUUUGUGAGAAUUUUUUCUUUGCCUUUACUUGCUCUUUGUCACAGGCUGUAUAUACUUAUACCCCUUUACUGUCUUUUGAAUAAAGAUUUAAUUUUA
Galeopterus variegatus (Sunda flying lemur) is the source of this 1460-nucleotide messenger RNA. RefSeq names its product syndecan binding protein (syntenin) 2 (gene SDCBP2). The record is from RefSeq and is a predicted model, not a curated record. Gene Ontology annotation, cellular component: cytoplasm; plasma membrane. The transcript is spliced from 9 exons. Gene Ontology annotation, molecular function: protein binding. NCBI's taxonomy places the organism in Eukaryota, Metazoa, Chordata, Mammalia, Dermoptera, Cynocephalidae. Bases 158 to 1036 code for a protein of 292 amino acids.